AUUAUUAAAGAGUGUUUAAAACAAAAAUUAAAUAAUAGAGCAGAUAGGUUAAGAAAAAAAAAUAAGAAGUUAAAAAUUGUUAAUUCUAGCAUGCAAAUUUUAAGUAGUGAUAAUGAAUUAGAAAUAUCACACCAACAUACCAAAAAAAAUAUAAGUUCUGACAAAGAAAAUUCGAAUUUAACUUUAGAGCAUGAAAUGGAAUAUAAUAUAAAUUGCCAAAUAACUGAUACAAUUGAUGAAAGUAAUUCUGAUACUUUAGAAGAUUGUGUUAGCUCUACCUCUAGUAUUUAUGCUACUGCUAUCUCUAAUAGCUAUAAUAUUCCUAAUUCUAAUAGUUAUAUGAAGUUAACUUCUGAUAAUAAUCUUAAUUUUGCUUACAACAGUUGUAUUAUCUCUGAUUUUGAUAGUGAUAAUGAAAAAGCGAAUAAAAAUACUAUAAAUCUAAACUUUAGAGAUAUCGUAGAACUUUGUACAUCAAUCAAAGAAGCAAUUGAUAAAAUAAGUAGCUGA
This is a messenger RNA of Scutellospora calospora, 510 nucleotides long. The record is from the annotation of a GenBank genome assembly. NCBI's taxonomy places the organism in Eukaryota, Fungi, Glomeromycota, Glomeromycetes, Diversisporales, Gigasporaceae.